CAUUUGAUUGUUCAGUUAUACAUGUAUUUUUAAGCCAAAGAACCCUCGGCCAUCAUUCAAAUGUGUUUAUUAAUCUGCGUCUUAUAGAAUUUCAGCCUGUAAAGAGUGUAAAUAUCGAGCUUGGUUACGUCAGGCCGGCUACUUCACAAUUCUAGUCUAAUUCUAGUUUGGACAUCGACAUGCAUGCCAUUGGGCAUUUUUGCAUCGGGUACCGGUAUAGCUCCCCGGAAUAACUGAGCCGGGUACCGGGCACACAUACGAGGUUAAUGUCCGAUACAAGUAGUAUGACUAUGAGCAUGUUUUGUAUGCACUUGCCCUAAUCUAGAGGUACCAAGUCUCGCGCCGCUCCUUGUGCAUGAGACUCUCACAUUCAGGGUCUGUCUCACGAUCUAACUCGUCUCAUGGCACCCAUUUUUCUCACGCAUCGGGACUUAACAGAAAAAAAAGGAAAAAUAGCAUUAUUCGCUAGAUACUUAGUAUUUAUGUGCACUGGCCGACCGCCUUUGCCCGCGGUCGCGUCUACCCCAGCAUACGAGACAAGCCCGGAGGGAGGCAUCUGGGAGUAAAACUCAUCUAAUGUACGUCAUGACUCGGUGGCCUUUAAUGUUGAUGGUUUUCCUCAAGUGUUGUGUGGGAAGAUAGCUUCACUAUGAGGAUAGUUUUCAUCUCUUUAUUCAUCUUGCUAAUGAUCAAUGACUCUUGGUCAACUUCCCAAGACGACCUUAGACAACAUGUAGUAGUCCAGCGAUCGCUCCCGCCUGAUAACCGAUUGAUCACUGCCUUUGAUUCGCUGCUGUCUGAAGAGAUCAUCUCAUUCCUCAGAAGCUAUGUCAUGGGUCAGGUGCGAUGGGAGGUCAGAGGUCAUGAAUCCGAACACUGCACGUUGGUCACUGAGACUGGACAGACGGACUGCCAGAACUCAGCAGCAUCUAGUAUCCCAUGGACAGGGAGAAUAGAUCCGCUAUGGUUCUCACAGACACGCACCUGGAGAAGGUUGGUCGAAGCCAUCGGCUAUGCUACGAAUGGGAGUAGUCCCACUGUCUACCCAUUUUCCAUUCAGUCUGAAGUGCUUCGGAGAGGAGAUAACAUUGCCCCAAGAGUUGUUGCGUCCUCACCAUAUUCAAGAGAAUAUGCUUUACGCAUCUUCCUCGUGUCGGAAUGGCGAAAGGAUGAUUAUGGAGAUAUGUCCUUCUAUGUGUCGUCAUUACAGAACAGAACAAAAGGAUCGAAGUAUGACAUUGUCUUGACGGUGAGACCACAUCCUGGGCGUGUUGUCUUCUGGGAUGCAUCGAUACCGACCCUCUACCGCCCUCCGUCCAUGGGGUACCUGAAGGAUCUCCUCAGUGUGUCUGUACAGCUCACGACUUCAAAAGAGAAAUUUGAGGCUGCUCGCAAAGACUGGCAGCAAUUGGAAGAACAGAAGGAACAACUGUUGAAGCGGUCAUUUUCCCACCUAUCCGACUCUGUAGAACAGCUUAGUCUUGACAAUCACCUUACAAGACAGUUUACUGAUAGUGAAGGAAGGAAGGUGAAAAUCUAUGAUGGUGUCUUUGAGGGAGUUCACCUUGAGGCACUUCGGUCGUACCUGUUGUCAUACCCAAUAAGCAGUUCUCAAGGCUAUAAUCUGGAGCGGUAUGAGCUGUCUGACAAUGUGGCAUGGCUUAAAAACUUUGAUGCAUUUGAUUUCCAGAAGAGCGGUACUUGGGACGUUCUUUCGCAGGUCGCUACCCAUGCCACUGGAAAGCAGAGGGCAUGGUUUCCUUACGAUGUCUCCCUCAACAUCGUUCGCUCUGGAGAUCACACAAGACUUCAUGAAGACUGCGAGGAAUGGGAGGAUGAAUAUACAAUGGUGGUGUACAUGAACCCUGAUCUUGGGCAAGGUGACUACGGUGAAACCAUCUUCUACAAUGCCAAACCCUUCGAUGCCUACUCUGAAAAGCUUUACGAGGGCAUCAGCCUUCGGGAUUACGAUGCAUUCGCUGCCGUCAAUCCAAGAUUUGGACGCGUGGUCAUUUUCGAUGGACAUAUACCCCACUCGGCAAGGCCCCCUAGCACUGGCUACACCAAGCCAAGAUUCUCAUUUGCCGUUAAACUGGCAGUUAGCAGAAAGACAGCUAUCAUAAAGAAGUUGAGAGAGCAUAUAGAGGAUUUUGGUGUUUCCGAGGACGAUUUACUUGAUGAGAUUGAGGAGGCGACGUUCCACCGACGUGACCUUGAUAGAUCGGAAGAGUGGUUGGAGGACAAGUACAGGGAGCUGAAUCAUCAGUUGAAAAAAGGGAACAGGAGUUAUCUACAGAGAUUGCGUGAAGCAUUGUAGGUUUACUCCCGACUGCCAAAAUUCACAAAGGUAGUUUUGAUUCCAUGGUAUAAAAUCAAGGUUUAUGAUUUUUUUUAUCGACUAGUAGCAGUAGCAGUACUAGCAGAAGUAGUAUUAUUAGUAGUAGCAGUAGAAGU
Lytechinus variegatus (green sea urchin) is the source of this 2454-nucleotide messenger RNA. RefSeq lists its product as uncharacterized. The record is from RefSeq and is a predicted model, not a curated record. The coding region runs from base 650 to 2317 and encodes 555 amino acids. Lineage: Eukaryota; Metazoa; Echinodermata; Echinoidea; Temnopleuroida; Toxopneustidae. The transcript is spliced from 9 exons.